Messenger RNA from Protopolystoma xenopodis, 1503 nucleotides. The record is from the annotation of a GenBank genome assembly. NCBI's taxonomy places the organism in Eukaryota, Metazoa, Platyhelminthes, Monogenea, Polystomatidea, Polystomatidae.
AUGGGCACUGUGGCUGGCCCAUGUAUACGGAAUAAUCAUGAACACGACAGACUAGACUGGGCCUAUGAUUGUACCCACGAUGCAAUGAACCAGAAGAUAAAAGAUCUUGCUCGCGAAUUUAAUACCUCUUAUUAUAAGAAAAGCAAAUUUGCCAGACCUAACAGCAAGCCUUUCAUCCCACCUUCUCUGCGUCUCGUAGACCCGGAACCCUCACGUCCGACACAUGACAGCCCAAUACAACGAACCAUCUGCCGAGAAGAACGACCCACAAUGCAGUUAUUCUUAAGAAUUUUGGCUACUAGUGAACAGCGUGAGUUUAAGGCAAAUGACAUGAAUAGACACGAGGUGGCCAGAAAUGGCUUCAAAAACCGACCAAAUAAGAGUCUCUUUACCAUAGCAAAGGAGGUUGAUAAGAUUAACUCGUCCGGCCGGUUUGAAGUCAAUAGACCCAUAAACUGGGUAGAUCUGGAUUCGAACUUCCCAGCCACUAUGAAUAUAGCUGAUUUCCGCCCUUUGUCUGCUCCAUUUGUACCUAACCUAAUUAGGAAAUUAGUUAAUUCUAUUGAAAGUUACUGCUACUCACACUCAUGGAACAUCGUGUACGCCACAUUUUCGACCGAUGUACGUCGAAUGACUUGGAGUGUUCUCCGUCUGCUACUAAGAGAGUGGGACAAUUUGGACGCCAUGGAUCUCCGGAUACAGUCAAUCACUCCUCAGCUGCGCUGUGCCGUACUUCGUCGUUUUUUAGGCUGCUUCAAAGUAAAACCACUUCACUUUUACAAAAAGACUCUGACUCAAAUUGUCCAGCGUCCUCUUUUUGACCAGUUUCUAAGACCUAACCCUCAGAUCAAGACGAUCGUUCGGAACGCUGUAUUGCCUACAAGUCGCACAUGUUUGGACACAUUAGCCUUUCUCAUGAUUCACCUACUACAUGCCUGGGAGUACGCAUCAAAUCCUGUGACCACUAAGAUAAGACUAGCAGAGAUAUAUGGGCCACUAAUUAUAAGCUUUGCUGACAGGCCAACAAUAUUGGAUAGGGACGUUUCUAGUAGUAAAACGGAGGAAGCUGCCAUUCUUGAAGUAAUUAUGGACGUAUGCGAUAGCCACUUCUGGAAUAACUUGAGUAUGCUGAAAAUCCGAUUGGCAUUCGAUCAUUUGACUGGAAUAGAGCGCCGUCGUCAUAAACAGCAUUGCAAGAAUAUGCAAAAUAUUGGAAGAAAACUUAAUGUGGGUAGAUCAAUCGAAAGGAACAGAGGCAGAGAAGGUGAAGAGGGAGAAACAGCUAGAGCAGAGAAGACAAUUGGAAAGGCUUCAGGGAUGGUACGUUCGAUGAAAACAGAUUACAUUCAUUCGAGUGAAUCGACAGAGAAAGUGCCACAAUUUGGGUCGGAUGGUAGAGAAUCGAUGACAAGAAAGUAUUCGGGAGAGCAAAUAGGAAGAAAGACACAGAGCGAAUUGACACUAGACGCUCUGAGUGACCACGUUGUCUCGCUUGAGUGGUAA